GUUUAUCCCGAUAUUGAAUUUCAGGGCAUCAACCAAGGCCCAGUACAGUCGGUGCUCCUCACAAUCUGUUUUUCAGGCAAACUUCCAACACAAGUUAUCGAAAGGAAUGCCCCUGUUCAGAUUUCAAUUUCUUUUGGAGAAGAAUAUGCGUCCUUUACCUCACCAGUUGUAGAAGCGGUAUCAAUGGAUCUAUGCUCCAGUUCUGGAGAAUCAAUGCAUCCAGAUGGCGCUGUGAGUCCUUAUAUUUCACGAUUUUUUUCCAAACUUACGCAGUACAAUGACAUCCAAAUCCCGUUCCUGCCACUUCAACACUUUGACAAUUCUGACUGGAACACAUGGGCAACACUAUCGAAGAAUAUCGAAAGUUGGUUGGUUGAUGUUGGUUCUGAGACACAACUGUGGACAUGGGGGCGCGACACAUUCUGGCUUGCCUUCAUUGCGGCUUAUCCAUUGUUCCCAAGGGGCUCAUGGCCAAAGUGGGAUUCCUGUAUCCCUUUGGAAGGUCCAUUCAUCAAGCGGUGGCUAGAACAGUUGGGUGAU
Suillus bovinus is the source of this 540-nucleotide messenger RNA. RefSeq lists its product as uncharacterized. The annotation marks the transcript as partial. The record is from RefSeq and is a predicted model, not a curated record. The transcript has 3 exons. Lineage: Eukaryota; Fungi; Basidiomycota; Agaricomycetes; Boletales; Suillaceae.